Messenger RNA from Paramecium pentaurelia, 2813 nucleotides. NCBI's taxonomy places the organism in Eukaryota, Ciliophora, Oligohymenophorea, Peniculida, Parameciidae. The record is from the annotation of a GenBank genome assembly.
AUGGAUUAAAUUGAAUUUAAAACACUAGAUGAAUUCAUUAGAUUAUUUCAUAAAAAGGGUAAAAUUUUAUAGAAAUAUAGUGUCGACAUUUACAACAUCUGAAAUGUAGAUUUAAUUGUAACAUUUGGCAUAAAUGCUAAGUGAGAAAUAAAUAUAGACUGAAGCUAAGAAUGAUUGUUUUUUUAAGAGAUGGAGUGAAAUCAAAUUGCCUAUUAGUUUAAUAACAAUUGAUUUCAUAUCUUAAUUAUUUGUGAUUUAUACAAAAGUUAAUGAGACUUUGAAAGAAGAUGUAUUUAUUGUAUUUAGAAUAGAUUUUAUUAGAUUUUAUAUGGCCACUUAUAGUGUAUGAAUUUGAAGAUAAAAAAGUAGUAGUUGAAUAUUUUAAUAUAAUGAAAACCAUUUACGAUAAAAAGUACAGAGAAUUACUAAAGAGUUUUGGAAUAUUAGAAAUAGUUAAAUAUAUGGUAAUAUUGUCGACAAUAAUCACAGCUUAAAACAACCGAAAUUGAUGAUAUGAUUUGUUGUGAAUAACACAAUAAUAAAGAAUAACCAUAAUAAAUCAUAAGUUAAGAAAUUUAAACUAAAAUUGAUUAAUUUGGAUUGUUUAUUAAUGAGAUAAUCCAUUAAAUGAUUAAUGAUUUAAAAUAAACUACAGGAAAUAAUUUGAAUGAUUUAGAAUCAUUAUUUGGAAUAUCUGUUCAUCAAUUACUUUCCUAUUGUACAAAAGAUCAUAAUUGCUGUUAAGUUCAAACAUUAUUAAUUAUUCUUUUAGUAAAUUAAGUAUAUUUAUAUUUAGAAUUAAUUACCUUAAGUUAAUACAGAUAUAAUAUAGAAAGUAUUUUAGAACUUUGAAGCAAUAAGUUUUAUUGUUCUUUUAUAUAAUUCAACAACAUCUUAAGUACUUUAAGUUUACUGCAUUAAAUUGUUUCAAGUUAUUACAAACAAGAAUCCUUCGGUAUCAUCAAUAUAUUAAAUAGAUUAUAUAAAAACUUAUUUUAAGUAUUAUUCCAUCUUCUAAAAAUAAGAAUUUUCUACAAUAUUUACAUUCUGAACCUUUGAUAUGUUCAAUAUUGGAAUGGUUAUUAAAUAUUCCUACUACAAUUAAGAUAACUGAAUAUUAGAUGUUUGAUGAAAAAUUAACAUUUAAAAAUCAUGAUGUCAUGGAAUUAACUCUAAAUUAUUUAUAUAUCUGUCCUGUAAUGAUGAAACAAUAAUUAAUUACAACAUUAUAUACAUUGAUGAGAAAUAACAAAGAAAAUUAAUUAUUUUUGUUAUCCAAUAAACAUUUCUUAAGUACAUUUCCCAAAUUCUUAAUGAGUCUUUAGGAUGAUGAUUUUCUAGAAACUGAUGAAAAUCAAAAUUCAUUACAAAAAUCAGUAUUUAUUUCUUUAAUUUAAAGAUAUAUGAUACUAGUUUAAAAUUAAUAUCAACAGUGUUUAUGAACUAAUUUCAAAAUGGAAAGAUUGAUAUGUUAUUUUAAUGGCUUAAAUUAGCUGAAUUGGAGCAUAUUAAAUAGAAAAAUGAAGAUCUUGAUGGAUUCAAAGAUGCAAGAACACCUAGUUAUUUUAUUAGGUAAUUGAUUACUUAUGGUUUUAAUAAUAUUCUUAAAAGCUCAAUAUUAAAUACUUCUGAAUUAUCAAAUGAAUAAUUAUGGAGAGGAUUUCAUUUAUUUAUUGCAUCUUUUUUGGCUAUAAUCACAAAAGAUUUAAUUCAAUAAGAUUAAAAGAUAUCUAAAUUAAUAGGAAAAAAAGUUGCAUACAGUCCAUAAUUGUUAAUGAUUACAUGUAAAUUAAUAGAUAUAUAUGAAUAUAGAAUUAUUUGAAAAUUAGAAUUGGAUUGAUUAUUAAUUUUGUAUUCGUAUCAUUUAGAUUGUUAACUUUUUGUACAGUUAGACAAUAUCCAUGAAUUUGGAUAUUAUUAAACCAAGUAUUAAUUUUAAGACAUCUGAAUUUGCAUUAUGGUUGAAUCAAUUAUUUAAAAAGAUAUUAAGUAAUGAAAAAGAUAAUAUAUUUCUAAUGAGAAUAAUUUAAACAUUAAUAUGUUAUUAUUAACAUUAUAUAGUGGCAUAAAACUUUGGAUAAUCAUAAUUGGAAGAGAUUUAAUAAUUAUUAAAAGCAUAUAGACAUUUUAUGUAGAGUCUAAUUUGUGGAAGUUAAUAAUUCAAGAAUUUAAAACAUAUCCCAGUAGAUAUUGAAUAUUAGAUUACUUUAAGUCAUUAUUUCUAUAUUGAAUCUUAGAUGAAAUUAAUAAAUUAGAUUAAAUAAAAGUGUUAAAAAGAUCAUCAUGGAUCUCAUGAUUCCUUUUUCAAUUUAUAUGCAUUGUAAGAACUUAUUGCUUAUAUUCAAUAAUAAUUACAAGAAUAUUAUUUGAGUUUGAUUAAAUUAUGUUAAAUAUAUGGUAAAAGAUCUUAAAUUUUCAUUUGGAACUUUUGUUAUGAACUUAUAAGAAUUAAGAAAUAUGAAGGUGAUGUUCUAGAAUCUUAUUUAUAAACAUUGAUUAAUCAACCAGAUAUUAUACAUGAUAUUGUAGUCAGUGAUGAAAUGAUUGUUUAUUAUUAUGAUUGUCCAAAUAUGGUGAAUAUAAAACAAAAAUCAUAAUUGAAAUUAAAUGAAUUGAUUAAAUGGGCUAAUCUUUUAAUAUAAUAAUAAGAACAUGAAUAGAUAUUACUUUAUUAGGAAUAAUAUUCAAGAUAGAGUCAAAUUCUUAUGAAAGAUGUAACCAAAACUUUAGAUAAAUAUAAUUUAAUCUAAUUGCAAAAUUAUGAAAUUUUUGAAAAAGAGAAAUUAAAAUAUGAUCAAUCUAAAACAUUAUGA